Molecule: messenger RNA, 2321 nt
Organism: Teleopsis dalmanni
Lineage: Eukaryota; Metazoa; Arthropoda; Insecta; Diptera; Diopsidae
Exons: 6
Coding region: 147-2321 (724 amino acids)
Biological process (GO): multicellular organism development; proteasome-mediated ubiquitin-dependent protein catabolic process
Cellular component (GO): cytoplasm
Molecular function (GO): ubiquitin protein ligase activity; ubiquitin conjugating enzyme binding
Source: RefSeq, a predicted model, not a curated record
AAUAAAUUAAAAAAUUACAUUGUUUCAAAUAUUUAAAUUAAUAGCAUAGACAGUGCUAAUCGCAACUUUUCAUCACGGCUGUCACACCUAAGUCCCUUUCCUGCUAAAUAAAGCGUACCUUCAGGCACAUAAUAAAUUCUUUGGCUAUGUUAAAGCUUUGCAAAAUAUAUGGCUGCAUUAAUGGCACACUUGGUCUGCAUUUGAGUCGCGCACCUUGGGACCCAUACCCAUGGGUUAGUAAUGUGCAGAAAGGUUCUAGCGCUUAUCGUGCUGGCUUACGCACAGGUGAUACGGUUUUGGAGUUUAAUGGCUGUGAUGUUUUGGGCCAGAAAAUUUUUGAGAUUGCAGCUCGUCUGCAGGAACAUUGGCAAAGUGGUGCCAGUUAUGUAACUGUGGUUAUAUGGCGCAACAAAUCCAAUACAACAGUUGGCUUGACAGCAAAUGGUGAGGUGGUGGAGUAUGAAGAUGAUGUCGAUAACGGUGGUGAGGAUGAUUGCGAAGACGGCAAUGCGCAUCACGGCAUUAAUCAACAAUCCUUGCAAAAGUUUGCUACAUGCCUGCAACACAUUGCCCAAUUAUUGGAGUGUCCUGUAUGCCUUGAGGUCAUCAAACCACCAGGUUGGCAAUGCUGCAAUGGACAUGUACUGUGCAAUAAUUGCCGCAGUCGUUCUGUCAAAUGUCCUGUCUGCCGAGUGCCGUUGGGACCCAGAGGCAGGUGUCUGCUAUCUGAUAAAUUGUUUACACUACUAGCAGACAAUUUUCCAUGUGAUGGUGUGAAAAGCAACAAGAGCACACCAACCCAGCAGAGGAAAUGCACAGCGGAUUAUCAUAAUCACCCAAAGAUGGCAAUUGCAACAAAACCGUGCGAACAGCAACAAUUUCAACAGCAAAUUAAAACCAAAGAAAUUAAGAAAAAGUUUAAAUCCUUAUAUCGUCAACAGGAGCAACAACAACAACAACAGCAGCAUCAACAACAACAACAGCAGCUGCAACAACAGCAGCGAUGUCAGUCUCCACGACAAGAGCACAAGACUCAUCAACAACAGCACAAUUGCCAAGAAAAACUUAAUAAAAAUGGCAACACACAGGAUGCGAUGGUUACUGUUGUUGUGAAUGAUGUUGCUGUGGUGAAGAGUGUUGCAGAAAUUUUGCUAAGAGAAGGGGAACAACAACAACAACAGCAACAGCAAGAACAACAAGAACAAUUAAAAACAACAGUGCAAUAUAAUUGUAAAGUUCCAGCCGAAACUAAUAGCAACAAAAGUGACACAAGUAGAAGCAAAAAUAACAACAACAAUAACAAUAAUAGUAUCUGGAACAGCAACAGUAGUUGCAAUAGCAACAAUGAAGCUGACACUGACAAUAACAUAAGCUUGCGGCGUAAAAGUCGAACAACCAAAGUCCAUCAACAUCAACUAAACGAGAUGAAAAUAUUAAAAAGUCACGAGCAAAAGCAAUUGCUUAACAACGACAAGAACAACAAGAACAACAAUAACAACAACAGCAAUAGAAACAUUGACAGCAACAACAAUGAAAGCAUUUCUGAUAACAAUAACAAUAGCCACAACGGAAUAGCAUUGUCCGUAAAAAUGUCCAGUGCAAGUGUCAACAAUACAGUCCAAGAUUCUUAUAACAUUAAUAGCAACAACAACAGCAAUAGCAACAACAACAGGAACGCUUCCAACAAUAAUAACAACAACAAAAACAAUGUUGAUAGAGAAUUGCUCGUUAAACACAAGUUAAAGUCAAACAGGAAAGCUACAGAUUACUACAUGUUCAAUGUUGACGAUGAGCAAAAGACGCAUCACCACCAGCAACGGCAACAACAGCAGCAGCAGCAAGAACCAAGCAAUAACUAUAGCAGUAAUAAGAUUAGGGUCCAAAGUCACGAAUUGGAAGACGAUGAAGUUACAAUUGUAAAUAAUGGAAUGCCAACAAAUAAACUACAACAGCGACAACAAAAACACCAACAACACCAACAAUAUCAACAACAACAAGAAUAUCAGCAACUAAAUCAGCAACAACAAUAUCACAAUUAUCAUUGCCCUACUGGGAAAUCAUGUAGUUGCAGCUACGUGAAAACUUCCGGCACUGCAAUGGCAGUGACUAAGACAGCAAUGGGGGUUGCAAUGUGCAACAACAGCAAUACAAAUAAUAACGUUAGCAGCGACAACAACAUAAAUAAUAGAAAGAACAACAACAGUAAGUUGUCAACAACAUGGAUGACAAAUGGUAUAAAGUUAUCACAAUUUGAUACUGCUGCUACUCUCCCCAUAAUGAGUGCGACUGUUGCUAGUUGUGAUGAACUCAUGUACCAAUAA